AUGUCUUCUAUUGCUGACUGCACAGCAGCAGGCAGAUGCAGAGAUGACGCAUUCUGCAGCAGCAGCAGCAGUAGCAGCAGCAGCAGCAAAGCAGCACCACAAAAGAGCAGCAUGAGGUUCAAUAAUGGCAGGAAACGCAAAUCCAGCGGCAGCAGCAGCAUGCAUCCAACAGCAGCAGCACGUACGCAGCAGCAACAGCAGCAUGGGUGCAGCAGUAGCAGCAUGCCUGCAGCAGCAGCGGCAUGCAUGCAGCAGCAGCAGCAUGCACGCAGCAGCAACAUGCACGCAGCAGCAGCAGCAACAGCAAACAUACGGAAGCAAGGUUUUGAAUAA
Eimeria tenella is the source of this 333-nucleotide messenger RNA. RefSeq lists its product as uncharacterized. Bases 1 to 333 code for a protein of 110 amino acids. The record is from RefSeq and is a predicted model, not a curated record. The transcript has a single exon. NCBI's taxonomy places the organism in Eukaryota, Apicomplexa, Conoidasida, Eucoccidiorida, Eimeriidae.